AUGCUCGCAGAAUCAGGACUUCUUAAUGGUUCUCCCAAUGCCUACGUCAGUUUCUUCCGCUACUUGUUCUGCGAUCAUGAUCUCACCUUCACUGCCUAUCUAGUGCGCAAAGGCUUUGAAAUACUUGGUAAGAAUUCGUUUCGUUUUGAGUAG
Messenger RNA from Protopolystoma xenopodis, 153 nucleotides. The record is from the annotation of a GenBank genome assembly. Lineage: Eukaryota; Metazoa; Platyhelminthes; Monogenea; Polystomatidea; Polystomatidae.